CCGGGAGUCGUGUGCUGGAGUCAGAGCUGCGUCUCCCGACCCAGGCGCGGGUUGCUGAAGGAGUGAGAGAACGAGCAAUGCUGCCGCCGCCGCCGCUUCCUGAUUGGCUGCGGGUGGCUCCCUCUUCGUCCUGAUUGGCAGCCGGUGAACCGGAUGAUGCUGAGCAAGGGCCUGAAACGCAAGCGGGGGGAGGAGGAGGAGGAGGAAAAGGAACCCCUGGCAGUCGACGCCUGGUGGCUGGAGCCCGGCCAUCCUGCAGUGGCACAAGCAACCCUCGCUGGGGCCUCCAGUUCCCUCUUGGACCUCUCGGUGCUCAAGCUCCACCACAGCCUGCGACAGAGUGAGCCGGACCUACGGCAUCUGGUCCUGCUGGUAAAUACACUGCGGCGCAUCCAGGCGUCCAUGGCGCCUGCAGCUGCCCUGCCAUCUGUGCCCAGCCCACCCACAGCCCCCAGCGUGGCCGACAGCCUGCUGGCCAGCUCGGACGCCAGCCUCUCAGCCUCCAUGGCCAGCCUCCUGGAGGACCUCAGCCACAUCGAGGGCCUGAGCCAGGCCCCGCAGCCCCAAGCAGAUGAGGGGCCCACUGGCCGCCCCACUGGGGGAACCCCACCUGACCUGGGUACCUUGGACCUACUGGGCCCAGGCACUGGUUGUCUGCUGGACGAUGGGCUGGAAGGCCUGUUUGAGGACAUUGACACCUCUAUGUAUGACAGUGAACUUUGGGCACCAUCCUCUGAGGACCUCAAACCCAGCCCUGAGGGAGGGCCGGGGAAGGAGGAAGCUCCUGAGCUGGAUGAGUCGGAGCUGGACUACCUCAUGGACGUGCUGGUGAGCGCGCAGGCGCUGGAGCGGCCACCAGAACCCGGGCGCUGACACCCGGGCCUGAGUGGCUGUCUGGUGACCAAACUGAGCCUGAUGGCUGCCUUGCUGUCCUUGGAAGGAGGCAGCUGAGAGGGCUUUGCAGAGACCGGAUCUAGGCCUGGGCAGCUUGACCUCCAUCCUCCGGUUGGGGUGGAUGGGGGAUGCGCCCUCAUGAUGGAAUGACAGGGUGAUUGGACUAGGCCCCGUGUGGGGCCGAACGCCCUAAGUCAGAGUUUGGGGCAUUCCUACCCUGGUUUGGGGGAACACCCCAACCGGGUUUUUGACAUUAAACAAAUUC
Molecule: messenger RNA, 1159 nt
Organism: Condylura cristata (star-nosed mole)
Lineage: Eukaryota; Metazoa; Chordata; Mammalia; Eulipotyphla; Talpidae
Gene: SERTAD1
Product: SERTA domain containing 1
Exons: 2
Coding region: 154-873 (239 amino acids)
Cellular component (GO): nucleus
Molecular function (GO): transcription regulator activity
Source: RefSeq, a predicted model, not a curated record